AUGGCUCGUAUGAUAUUCAUUGCUGUUUUAUUUGCACUGGUUUUAACUGCACAGAUAUGUAAUGUGCAAGGUGGAUCAUGUGGUUGUCCACUAGGAUUUGCUUGUUCAACCUACUGUAAAAUUCGCGUCCCCAAUUCUAAUGGUGGUUAUUGCCAAGGGCCCUUCAAUCUUGGAUGCCAAUGUAAACUCAACGAUGGACAAGAAACUGCUGUCAUCGAUAAAUGUUAA
Messenger RNA from Adineta steineri, 228 nucleotides. NCBI's taxonomy places the organism in Eukaryota, Metazoa, Rotifera, Eurotatoria, Adinetida, Adinetidae. The record is from the annotation of a GenBank genome assembly.